Talaromyces atroroseus is the source of this 954-nucleotide messenger RNA. Its product is annotated as Mitochondrial thiamine pyrophosphate carrier 1. Gene Ontology annotation, biological process: transmembrane transport. The coding region runs from base 1 to 954 and encodes 317 amino acids. NCBI's taxonomy places the organism in Eukaryota, Fungi, Ascomycota, Eurotiomycetes, Eurotiales, Trichocomaceae. The record is from RefSeq and is a predicted model, not a curated record. Gene Ontology annotation, molecular function: transmembrane transporter activity. The transcript has 3 exons.
AUGUCUGCCGGAGGUGAGCGCCUGAAAGAUGAAGGCACGAAGAAGCAGGUUGUCGUCGCAGGAGGUAUAGCUGGACUAGUAUCGAGAUUCUGCGUCGCGCCUCUUGAUGUCGUCAAAAUCCGCCUUCAGCUCCAGAUCCAUUCGCUUUCUGAUCCUCUCUCACACCAUGGCAUCAAGGGCCCAAUUUACAAGGGGACAAUCCGGACGAUGCGCUCCAUCGCCAGAGAAGAGGGAAUAUCAGGCCUAUGGAAAGGAAACAUCUCCGCCGAACUAAUGUACGUCUGCUACGGCGGCCUCCAAUUCGCAGCCUACCGAACAACAAACCAGUUCCUCGAAGAACUGCCGCACCGUCUACCCCAAGCCGCCGAGUCAUUCGUCUCGGGCGCCGUCGCCGGCGGCAUCGCAACCUCGUGCACAUACCCUCUCGACCUGCUACGCACACGGUUCGCCGCCCAGGGGAACGAAAGGAUAUACACGUCCAUCCUGUCCUCAAUCCGAGACAUAUACCGCACCGAGGGGCCACGCGGGUAUUUCCGCGGUUGCUCGGCGGCCGUCGCCCAGAUCGUGCCGUAUAUGGGCCUCUUUUUUGCUACCUACGAGACGCUCCGGUUACCACUCGGUGGUGGCCAGCUACUAGGCGCGUGGCUGCCGUUUGGAUCCGGCGAUGCGGCGGCCGGGGUUCUGGCGAGCGUAAUUGCGAAGACGGGCGUUUUCCCGCUGGAUCUUGUGCGGAAGAGGUUGCAGGUGCAGGGUCCGCAUCGCGCGCGAUAUGUGCAUACUAAUAUCCCGGAGUAUCAGGGGGUUGUGCGCACGAUUGCGGUUAUUUUGAGGACUCAGGGAGUGCGUGGGCUGUAUCGCGGGUUGACGGUUAGUUUGUUCAAGGCUGCGCCGGCGAGUGCGGUGACCAUGUGGACGUAUGAGAGGGUGCUGAAUUUGAUGCGCGAGAUGGAUUGA